UUCGGCUCGUGAGGUUGUCAUAGUUGGCAUUCAUCGAGAGAGAAACACUACGGAGGUCUUCUCUUUAGUCUCUACAUGUGGUGUCAUCUCAACAUCAAAAUGAAGUUUGCAGUUUAUCUAGUCCUGUGCUUUUUGGCAACAUCAGCCAGAGCACAGACUGAAGGUGAUGUGAGACUUGUUGAUGGAAGUGCUUCAAACGAAGGAAGAGUUGAGGUCUACGCCAACGGAGGAUGGGGUACUGUGUGUGAUGACUCGUGGGAUGAUACAGAUGCUACAGUUGUUUGUCAAAGUCUCGGCUUUGGUCCUGGAAUAGCGCACUCAUUAUCUUACUUCGGAGAAGGUUCGGGUGAUAUCCUGCUAGAUGAUGUAUCUUGUACUGGAAGUGAAGCUUCUCUUCUGGAAUGUUCUAAUGCUGGAAUCGGCACUCACAACUGUCUACAUUUUGAGGAUGCGGGAGUCACUUGUUCAUUAGCAGUGCGAUUGGUUGACGGAAGUGCUUCAAACGAAGGAAGGGUUGAGGUCUACGCCAACGGAGGAUGGGGUACUGUGUGUGAUGAUUCGUGGGAUGAUACAGAUGCUACAGUUGUUUGUCAAAGUCUCGGCUUUGGGUCUGGAACAGCAUACCCUAGCGCUUACUUCGGACAAGGUUCAGGUGAUAUCCUGCUCGAUGAUGUAUCAUGUACAGGAGCUGAAUCUUCUCUUCUGGAAUGUUCUAACUCUGGAAUCGGCGUUCAUAACUGUGGACACUAUGAGGAUGCGGGAGUCAUUUGUUCAUCACCAGAAUUAGUGCGACUGGUUGAUGGAAGUGCUUCAAACGAAGGAAGAGUUGAGGUUUACGCCAACGGAGGAUGGGGUACUGUGUGUGAUGAUUUGUGGGAUGAUACAGAUGCUACAGUUGUUUGUCAAAGUCUCGGCUUCGGGUCAGGAACAGCACACUCUUACGCUUACUUCGGAGAAGGUUCAGGUGAUAUCCUACUAGAUGAUGUAUCAUGUACUGGAAGUGAAGCUUCUCUUCUGGAAUGUUCUAAUCCUGGAAUCGGCGUUCAUAACUGUGGACACUCUGAGGAUGCGGGAGUCACUUGUUCAUUAGCAGAAUUAGUGCGACUGGUUGAUGGAAGUGCUUCAAACGAAGGAAGAGUUGAGGUUUACGCCAACGGAGGAUGGGGUACUGUGUGUGAUGAUUCGUGGGAUGAUACAGAUGCUACAGUUGUUUGUCAAAGUCUCGGCUUUGAGUCUGGAACAGCAAACACCAACGCUUUCUUUGGAGAAGGUUCAGGUGAAAUUCUGCUCGAUGAUGUAUCUUGUGAUGGAGAUGAAACUUCUCUUCUGGAAUGUUCUAAUCCUGGAAUCGGCGUUCAUAACUGUGGACACUCGGAGGAUGCGGGAGUAACUUGUUCACCAGCAGAAUUAGUGCGACUGGUUGAUGGAAGUGCCCCGAACGAAGGAAGGGUUGAGGUUUACGCCAACGGAGGAUGGGGUACUGUGUGUGAUGAUUCGUGGGAUGAUACAGAUGCUACAGUUGUUUGUCAAAGUCUCGGCUUUGAGUCUGGAACAGCAAACACCAACGCUUACUUCGGAGAAGGUUCAGGUGAUAUUCUGCUCGAUGAUGUAUCUUGUGAUGGAGAUGAAAGUUCUCUUUUGGAAUGUUCUAAUCCUGGAAUCGGCGUUCAUAACUGUGGACACUCUGAGGAUGCGGGAGUCACAUGUUCACCAGCAGAAUUAGUGCGACUGGUUGAUGGAAGUGCUUCAAACGAAGGAAGGGUUGAGGUUUACGCCAACGGAGGAUGGGGUACUGUGUGUGAUGAUUUCUGGGAUGAUACAGAUGCUACAGUUGUUUGUCAAAGUCUCGGCUUUGAGUCUGGAACAGCAAACACCAACGCUCACUUCGGACAAGGAGUAGGUGAUAUCCUGCUCGAUGAUGUAUCUUGUACUGGAAGUGAAACUUCUCUUCUGCAAUGUUCUAAUUCUGGAAUCGGCGUUAAUAACUGUGGACACCAUGAGGAUGCGGGCGUUACGUGUUCAUUAACAGAAUUAGUGCGACUGGUUGAUGGAAGUGCCCCAAACGAAGGAAGGGUUGAGGUUUACGCCAACGGAGGAUGGGGUACUGUGUGUGAUGAUUUCUGGGAUGAUACAGAUGCUACAGUUGUUUGUCAAAGUCUCGGCUUUGGGUCUGGAACAGCAAACACCAACGCUUACUUCGGAGAGGGUUCAGGUGAUAUCCUACUAGAUGAUGUAUUUUGUACUGGAAGUGAAACUUCUCUUCUGGAUUGUUCUAAUGCUGGAAUCGGCGUUAAUAACUGUCAACACCAUGAGGAUGCGGGCGUUACGUGUUCAUUAACAGGAACCGAAGUACGUCUGGUUGAUGGUUCCUGUGCCGGCGAGGGUAGAGUCGAGGUUUUCUAUGACGGGGCCUGGGGGACUGUCUGUGACGACUUGUGGGAUGAUACUGAUGCGACCGUUGUCUGUCGAAGUCUUGGGUACACAUCCGGAAUAGCGGUAGGAAAUGCAGGAUUCGGAGAAGGGACUGGGGAGAUACUUCUUGAUAAUGUAGAAUGUGCAUCCACUGAUACCGACCUCUUCGACUGCCAACGCAAUGAUAUCGGAGAUCAUAAUUGUGUCCAUGCUGAAGAUGCGGGAGUGACGUGUUCGUAAGGAAGACGAUUGAUGCUGGAAGAUCUUUUGUCCAUUGAACUCAAACCAAAUUUGUUUAAAAUCUUCAAAAUUGGUGCAUCGAUUUAUCAAUUUAAAUUCUAGAAUUUUUCUAUCUAUUUUUUUCUCUUCCGCAUGUACUCGGGCAUACAGUAAAACAUUGUGCUUCAUAUUUUACAGGUUUUUGAAUAUUUGGUACACGGUUUGCUGCAGAUUUACAGUUAGGCUUAAUUUAAUUUGAUUGCAACUUGUAUAGGCCCUUACAACGAAACCCUAAGGUGGCAAUGUAUACAUCUGAUGCAUGGUCGAUUAACCUAUAGGUUCGAAUUUAAUGGUAUAAUUUCAUGACACCCCAAGUAAGUUAGAUAAUGAUUUGAAAAAUCAAUCAAUAGAUUUUAAUCACUACGUAACAACCACGAUGAAAUAGAUACACAUUUAUGAACAAGUUCUUUGCCAUUCCAUAAUCGUCACGUGACCCAAAUGAUAUUAUAAACAUGUCUGUUCUAUUAGGUUUUAUCGUUAAUCAUUUACAUAUCUUCAUCUUUCCAUGUACAAAUCAAUAAUUACGUACUAUCCAAGGAGAUAUUGACGGUAAACAUGUUUAGAAAUAAUUGAGCACGGAGCGAAAUAUUACUCAGAUGAAAUAACUAACAAAUUUAAGAAUCAAUAAAAUAAAGUCAAUGUGAACCCGGGCCUCUUAACACAAAUAGUUUAGUAAUUAAUCGCUAAUUGAAAGAACAAUUUUGAUUAAUAGUCGUCAGUCAGUCAUGCAACAAGGAUCUUGAUAGGACAUUUCAUUUAGCGAUUCGCUAUUAUGUUUGUUACGGAGUCCUGAUGUAUACAUUUCCGAAUCUUAAUGUUUCCCUUUAUGCUAUGAAAUGAAAUUUCGAAAGCUUCGAAACAUCAUUGACAUUUUGAUUAAUGGAGAUGUGCAGUUAUGUCGUCCAAAUUGUCGGCAUGAUUUUUUUUGUCUGAUUUCGAUCAAUUAAAUUGUUCAGUUAAGGUCAUCGUAAAAUCUUGAGUUAUUGACUUAAUAAUUCGAAAAAAAUUUUGGUAAAAAUAUUGAAAUUAUAUUUUCUUUCUUCUCUAAAUUCCAUGUUAAUCUUUUUUUUUUGUUUACCGCGAGUGUUUGCGUGGUAUCUUAGAGUUGCAUUAUAAAAUCAUUACUGAGUGGAGUAUAUCUCAUGAAUGGGAACAAAUUUUUAUAUGAUCCUAUGGUAUCUUUGGAAAUAAAGUCUGUCUGCAUUACA
Lytechinus variegatus (green sea urchin) is the source of this 3899-nucleotide messenger RNA. Its product is annotated as deleted in malignant brain tumors 1 protein-like. The transcript has 10 exons. The record is from RefSeq and is a predicted model, not a curated record. Bases 76 to 2652 code for a protein of 858 amino acids. Gene Ontology annotation, cellular component: membrane. NCBI's taxonomy places the organism in Eukaryota, Metazoa, Echinodermata, Echinoidea, Temnopleuroida, Toxopneustidae.